Messenger RNA from Dunckerocampus dactyliophorus (ringed pipefish), 1836 nucleotides. RefSeq names its product transmembrane 4 L six family member 18 (gene tm4sf1). The transcript has 4 exons. Gene Ontology annotation, cellular component: membrane. NCBI's taxonomy places the organism in Eukaryota, Metazoa, Chordata, Actinopteri, Syngnathiformes, Syngnathidae. The record is from RefSeq and is a predicted model, not a curated record. Bases 254 to 844 code for a protein of 196 amino acids.
CACUUCCUGUGCGUGUGUGUAUGUGUGUUUCCUGACCCAUGUUGCUCAGUAGUAGAAGUGCCUCCACAAGGAAGGAUAAUACACAAGCUCCCACCACUUGUGCUCGUUUCCUGGCUUCCCAGCCAGCUGCUCUGACCCAUCCUUCCCCUCUUCCACUCCUUUCCCAUUCGCCUCAGUCCAUUCUCCUUUCCUCCUUCUCACAUUGCAGUUGUGUGUUUCGGGGGUCUUUUUUCUCUAUUUCUUGGGUUGAGAGAUGUGUUGUUCAGUGGGUUUUGCCAGGUCUCUGGGCCUGGCUUUGUUGCCUCUGGCCCUCUGCUGUAUCGUGGCCAACCUGCUGCUCAUGUUUCCUAUGGGAGAAAUGACAUACAUCCAGUUGGGCCGCCUGGCCAGCUACACCUGGUACUUUGGAGGACUGGGCGGUGGAGGCCUGCUGAUGCUCAUUCCUGCAGUAACCUUCAUCACUUUGGGAAAAUGCAGUUGUUGCUGGAAUGAGAGCUUGAUGAUGUGUGGGUCAGUGUUGGCUGCUGUGGUUGGCCUGGUCGGAUCUAGCUAUUGCUUCGUUAUUUCAGGCCUUGCCUUGAUGCAGGGUCCCCAGUGCUUCACUUCUCUUGGGUGGUCGUACCCCUUUGCAGAUCAGGGAGGCAGGUAUCUGCUGCAACCAGAGAUGUGGUCCCUGUGCCUCCAGCCGGUCCACAUCGUGGAGUGGAACGUGACUCUGCUGUGCGUGCUGUUGGGCCUGGCGGUGUUAGAGUUCAUCCUGUGUCUCUUGCAGCUUGGCAACGGUUUAGUCAACGCUGUCUGUCGGCCGUGUUGCUACAAGCAGGAGUACAGUUUGAACGCUUAGACACACUCACAGCAAUACAUGCAUCCGAGUACGCUAAUGCUCACGUCUGCACAUGGGGUCGCCUGCUCGUCUCCAUUUGUGUAUGUUUGAGCACAAUACACACCCUCAUUACGGAGAUUUUUACAUUACACAUUUGCAGUAUAAAUCCAUUAAAACUACGAUAAUGAAAAUGUACUGAGUUGGUUUAGUGCACCAGUGCUUUUUCGUGGUCAAUACAGUAGCACCCCUGAGACAUUGAUUAAGGAAGCAACGGUGUAUUCUAUUUCUUUCUCUAUUAUUAUAAUAAUAUACUUUAUUUUUUAUAUGCUAAGAAACUAGACGGGAAGAAGAAACUGAUGGGGAAAAAAAACACACUUCAAUCACCAAACCAUUAUUUGUUCACUAGUACACUAAAGCUGCUUGCUUUAUUAUGGUGUCUAAAGUGCAGUCAACAUUUUCUUAGUUUUAGUUGAAGUUUAUCAUCAAUGUGCCGGAGGUAUUGCUUCUAUUCAGUAGCUUUGGUUGGUUGAUUUUUUUUUUUGUGUGUGUGUUUGUACAUUUGUUCUUAUUUUUGAAGUAUUAUUGUUGUACAAUAAUGUUUUUCUUCGUCCUCAAAAUGCUAGUUCAGUGUUCUUUUGUAUAUACAAUUUAGUGACAUAUUUUUUAUAUAAUGUAUGUUUGCGCUGUCUUGAAUAAAAAAUAUUUCCAUUCCGUGUAUGUGUGUGUGUGUAUGUGUGUGUGUGUGUGAUGUAGCAGCCGCUCAGUGUUUUGUAAUCAAUUUUUGGGUGAGCGUGUAAGUCCAGGAGUUUCCACAGUUACCAAAUUGUCCUGCUAUUCGGUGAUUGAGCACUUACGCAGAUGUCGUCCAGUUACUACUACUACUACUACUACUACUACUACUACUACUAAGGCAGGAUAUUGCCGCGACCCAGUCUCCACAUUCCUUGUGUGUUGUGUUAAUACGGAACAACUCUCCAGAAAAUGGUGAUUAAAUCCACACUUCAACAGUCAAA